ACGAAGACGCCAAAACGAAAACUCAUGCAUGUACAUGAACCAUAAUGCAGGCGCAACUCCUGGUGGGACCCAUCGCUCCCAUCAACGGCUCCGAUGCUUUCUCCUCCCUCUUCAAAACCGGUCUCCUGACUUCGACCAGCCACCGCAGAAGAUCCCGCUCAGCGGUUGCGUCGGCGGCGGCGAUCAACGGCGAGCAGAACCACUACGCCGUGCUGGGCGUCGCUUACAGUGCCACGUCAGCGGAUAUCAAGAAGGCUUAUCGCCUCCUCGCCCGAAAGUAUCACCCUGAUGUUAGCAAGGAUUCACAAGCUGGUGAGGUGUUCAAGACUAUCUGUCAUGCAUAUGAAGUGAGAUUUCCAUAUAACCUUCUUUGUCUGUGUCCUACUAAUAAGUGCUUUUAAUUUGUUUGGACUGACUAUCUAAAUUUGAUACCAAUAAAUCUUCUUGGUUUAUUGUUUCUUAUAGCUGUU
This is a messenger RNA of Pistacia vera, 470 nucleotides long. Its product is annotated as chaperone protein dnaJ A6, chloroplastic-like. The record is from RefSeq and is a predicted model, not a curated record. Bases 45 to 401 code for a protein of 118 amino acids. Gene Ontology annotation, cellular component: cytoplasm. The transcript has 2 exons. NCBI's taxonomy places the organism in Eukaryota, Viridiplantae, Streptophyta, Magnoliopsida, Sapindales, Anacardiaceae. Gene Ontology annotation, biological process: protein refolding.